AUGCCUACAAACAACAAUUACGAACCUGCUGCCAUCUUGUUUCCUCUUCUUAACCUCUCCCCCGAGAUCGUGGGCAUGGUCAUAGAGGAGGUUGACGACAUGCAGACAUUUAUCUCUAUCUCUCAAACAUGUUCAUCUCUCAGAAGCAUAUGCCGCAAUAAGCGGACCGUGCAAAACCUUUUUGCUUCCUUCCAUAGCGGCCACAAACCAGAGCAGCAGGCCGCGAAGAUCUAUACCAACCUCAAGUUUGCCGCCCGCUGUCCCUUCCUUUCACCAACUUCUGUUGAGAAUGCUUUUAGAGAGGCAUGGCCUGUAUUUAUGGGUUUACAGAUGGAAGAAUUACUCUAUCCUGUCGCCAUGGCUCUUGCCAACCACUAUUUCUCACUUGGUCUUGCAAAAGAGGGAAAGCUCUUUUUGGAGAGGAUUUGGAACUUUCAUGAACCAUAUGAACUUGAGAUAUCUCGCAUGAUUGCUCCAGGGCUGCUGCCUAUCGCAAAACGUUUACGCCAGCUGACUGGUGGGAAAGGUUUAGCCUACCAAGUCAUACAAACAAGGAUUUCUCUGCUUGAGCAGUUUGAGAAGGCUAGGAAGCCAUACUUUAUGUUAGUCCGCAACCAAAAGAUCUCAUGGCAAUUGUGGAAUGAAUGCCCGUUGGAGUCGGUCGCAGCAUUCUUCCCGCCUACUCACGUGCGUUCUGCGAAGCUUUCAUUCGCUAUUGAGGGAAGGACACUGUUGCAAGCACCAAUUGGUUUGGAGUAG
Molecule: messenger RNA, 759 nt
Organism: Fusarium mangiferae
Lineage: Eukaryota; Fungi; Ascomycota; Sordariomycetes; Hypocreales; Nectriaceae
Exons: 1
Coding region: 1-759 (252 amino acids)
Molecular function (GO): protein binding
Source: RefSeq, a predicted model, not a curated record